Molecule: messenger RNA, 823 nt
Organism: Capsella rubella
Lineage: Eukaryota; Viridiplantae; Streptophyta; Magnoliopsida; Brassicales; Brassicaceae
Product: methyl-CpG-binding domain-containing protein 3
Exons: 3
Coding region: 94-684 (196 amino acids)
Molecular function (GO): DNA binding
Source: RefSeq, a predicted model, not a curated record
UACGUUAUCAAUUCACUACAAUCAAAUCAACCACUCUCUCUCUCUCUUGUCUCAAAGCAUUCAUUUGUGUUUUCUCUUCUUGAAGAAAGUAACAUGCAAAAUCAGUGGCUCCGAGUCCGAUCGAGGAGGAUCACCACCAACCAUCACCAACACCACUCUGUCGAUUUCCAAAGCCUGUACUCCAAAACCACCAAAACCUCUUCAUCUCCUUCAAAACUUGAAAUAGAGAAGAAGACUCAAGCUACUUCCACCAAGCCGAAACCAUCCAUGACGACUUUAAUCGACUCAUACGCUGUACAAUGUGCAAAGUGUAAGAAGCUGAGAUAUAUAGAGGCACAAGAAAAGUAUGAGGAGAUUCGAAGUAAAUCACCACACACAUGCUUUGAAUGCAAGAGCUGUGAAGAACUUGGAGAUGUACAUGUGGAUGUGGACUCUCCUAAUGUGCGUUGGUUCUUGGAUCAACAUGGUAUACCCAAAACUCCUAAAGGGUGGAAGAGGAUUUUGGUUGUUAGAGGAAACGGCGAGAAAGUGGAUGUUUACUACGAAACUCCUCAGCAAAAGAAAGUAAGGAGUCCCAAACAAGUCGCUAAAUUCAUUCAAGACAAUGAAGAAUUCAAAGACGACGUUAAGAUGGAAGAAAUUUCCUUUGUUGCUCCCAAACGGAUGAAGAAACCAAAGUCUUAAAGGAUGUUUGUUGAUAGCAUUAUAUCUCAAUUUAUGUCUCUUUCGUGUUAUCAUUUCAUGUUGAACAAAUUCAAACACUAGAAUAACUUUUCUUUUGAUUUUAUUUUAUUAUGAAGUUAAGCCUUUAAUUCGAUUUCUA